GCCUCUCAAAUCAAGGAAAGGAAAGGAAGGCCCUGCCAUCAGUAUAGAGGCAGAUACACGCACGCACGCACGCACACAAUGUCUGGCCGUGGCAAAGGAGGCAAAGCGAGGGUGAAGGCAAAGUCCCGUUCCAGCCGUGCUGGAUUGCAGUUCCCGGUCGGUCGCAUCCACCGCCUGCUCCGGAAGGGCAACUAUGCCGAGCGGGUCGGUGCCGGGGCCCCAGUCUACCUGGCGGCCGUCAUGGAGUAUCUGGCUGCGGAGGUGCUCGAGUUGGCGGGAAACGCUGCCCGUGACAACAAGAAAACCAGAAUCAUCCCCCGUCAUCUGCAGUUGGCCAUCCGCAACGACGAAGAGCUGAACAAACUGCUGUCCGGCGUGACCAUCGCCCAGGGCGGUGUCCUGCCGAACAUCCAGGCCGUUCUGCUGCCCAAGAAGACCGAGAAGAAGACGACGGCAUAGGCUGGGCAGCAUUCCGCUCGCGUCCUCGCGUGUCGACCCAACAUCAAAACCGUCCUUUUCAGGACGACCAUAUCCCAUUCGCCCCGCUGGAGAGUUGUUUCGAGACAUGUUCUGUUAGCCCACACAUUGUUCGAUAGAGGAGUUGGUGACAACAUUCUGUCGAUGAUAGUUUUGCUGAGUAUCGUUUGGUUGCUAAAGCCCAGUUUCGUGUUUAAAUGAAAUCGCUCGAGAAAUGUCUUGACCGAUUCCUAACAGUGCCACUUGAAUUGUCAUUUCUUCGGUACGCAACUGCGUACUGCGAUCAAAGAAAACGAAUUUCUCGGGCAAUUCAGGCACGUGCAUCACGAUAGGCCGCGAUGUGGUCGGAUUCGAUUGCUAAUAAAUUGGCAUAAGCUACCUGAAACACACACUUCCACGCCGACAUUCGACAUUGACGUAAUAAAGCUGACCGUUCCGUCGCCGUCUGGCAGACCGAGCGCCGUUGGUGACAACAUUCUGUCGGAUGAUAGUUUUGCUGAGUAUCGUUUGGCUGCUAAAGCCCAGUUUCGUGUUUAAAUGAAAUCGCUCGAGAAAUGUCUUGACCGAUUCCUGGCAGAAACUUCCUAACAGUGCCACUUACUUGAAUUGUCAUUUCUUCGGUACGCAACUGCGUACUGCGAUCAAAGAAAACGAAUUUCUCGCGCGAUUCAGGCACGUGCAUCAAGAUAGGCCGCGAUGUGGUCGGAUUCGAUUGCUAAUAAAUUGGCAUAAGCUACCUGAAAACACACUUCCACGCCGACAUUGACAUUGACAUUGACGUAAUAAAGCUGACCGUUCCGUCGUCGUCUGGCAGACCGAGCGCCGUUUAUCACAUGAGGCUAAUUCUGUCCGACAAUCUAGUCUAGGAUAUUCGUGUUAACUCUUCCGUGGAACGAUUUCGGUGGCCCUGAAAAGGGCCGUUUGUAAAAGGGGACGAGAACUUGCUGGCGCGUCCUCCAAUUUAGGCGCGCUCGCCCCGGAUGCGUCGAGCCAGCUGGAUAUCCUUGGGCAUGAUAGUGACUCGCUUGGCGUGGAUAGCGCACAGGUUGGUAUCCUCGAACAGGCCGACCAGGUAGGCCUCGCUCGCCUCCUGCAGGGCCAUGACGGCCGAGCUCUGGAAGCGCAGGUCGGUCUUGAAGUCCUGGGCGAUUUCACGGACCAGACGCUGGAAUGGGAGCUUGCGGAUCAGCAGCUCCGUCGACUUCUGGUACCGGCGGAUCUCACGCAGAGCGACCGUUCCCGGCCGAUAACGAUGGGGCUUCUUGACGCCUCCGGUGGCGGGGGCGCUCUUGCGGGCGGCCUUGGUGGCCAGCUGCUUACGAGGCGCUUUCCCUCCGGUGGACUUGCGGGCAGUUUGCUUGGUGCGAGCCAUGGUAGCACGAAAAUUGUCGAAACACGUCCAAUCCGACCGAACGCACGCGACAGAAUGAGGCCGGAGGCCCGGGCUGCCGGUUGGUUUUAUGCGCGUCGCAUUGUCGCCGGCCAGCCAAUCACAAGCCGGCAGAAACGGCACACACGCGUCAUAAAACCGACCAACUGUGAGCGGUGCGGGCAUCAGUUCCACAACAACCGUUGCCGAGCGCGGACGCACUCUCCAAGCACUCACUCACUCACUCGUGGCUCAACCUCGCACUCGCUAA
Molecule: messenger RNA, 2117 nt
Organism: Aedes albopictus (Asian tiger mosquito)
Lineage: Eukaryota; Metazoa; Arthropoda; Insecta; Diptera; Culicidae
Product: histone H2A-like
Exons: 1
Coding region: 79-459 (126 amino acids)
Biological process (GO): heterochromatin formation
Cellular component (GO): nucleosome; chromatin
Molecular function (GO): DNA binding; structural constituent of chromatin; protein heterodimerization activity
Source: RefSeq, a predicted model, not a curated record